AUGGCCAAAGUCGAGCAAAAUGCCUGUCUCAUCGUCAUUGACGGUUGGGGCAUUGCAUCGGCCGAGUCUCCCAAGAAUGGCGACGCCAUCGCCGCCGCCGACACUCCCGUGAUGGACGCCUUCCGGGCCAGCUCCACCGGCUACACCGAGCUCGAGGCCUCCUCGUUGGCAGUCGGCCUGCCCGAGGGCCUGAUGGGCAACUCCGAGGUUGGCCACCUGAACAUUGGCGCCGGCCGCGUCGUCUGGCAGGAUGUCGUCCGCAUCGACCUGUCCAUCAAGCAGAACACGUUUGCCGACAACGCUAUGAUCCACAAGACCCUGGAGGCAGCCAAGAACGGCAACGGCCGUCUGCACCUGUGCGGCCUGGUAUCGCACGGAGGAGUGCACUCCAAGCAGGAACACCUGUACGCGAUCCUGCGUGCCGCCAAGGCCGCAGGCGUGCCCGAGGUCUACAUCCACUUCUUCGGUGACGGCCGCGACACGGACCCCAAGUCCGGUGCUGGCUACCUUAAGGAACUGCUGGAGACGGCCAAGGAGAUCGGUACGGGCGAGCUGGCCACGAUCGUCGGCCGCUACUACGCCAUGGACCGCGAUAAGCGCUGGGAGCGCAACGAGCUCGCGCUCAAGGGCCUGAUCCUGGGCGAGGGCGAGGCCAGCACCGAUCCCGUGGCCACGAUCGAGGAACGCUACGCCAAGGGCGAGAACGACGAGUUUCUCAAGCCGAUCAUCGUCGGUGGAGCCGAGCGCCGCAUCAAGGACAAGGACGUGGUCUUUUUCUUCAACUACCGGUCCGACCGCGUGCGCCAGAUCACGCAGCUGCUAGGCGAUGUCGACCGCUCGCCGCUGGCCGACUUCCCCUUCCCCAAGGAUAUCACGCUCGUGACGAUGACGCAGUACAAGGCCGACUACCCCUUCGAGAUCGCCUUUGCGCCGCAGCACAUGGGCAACGUCCUGGCCGAGUGGCUCGGCAAGGAGGGCGUCAAGCAAGUGCACAUUGCGGAGACGGAAAAAUAUGCGCACGUGACCUUCUUCUUCAACGGCGGCGUCGAGAAGGUGUUCCCACUCGAGACGCGCGACGAGACCCAGGAUCUGGUGCCGUCCAACAAGGCGGUGGCCACGUACGACAAGGCGCCCGAGAUGUCGGCAGCCGGCGUGGCCAAGCAGGUGGCCAAGCGCCUGGCCGAGCACGAGUUCCCCUUUGUGAUGAACAACUUUGCGCCGCCCGACAUGGUUGGCCACACGGGCGUCUACGAGGCCGCCAUCGUCGGUGUUGCCACCACUGACAAGGCCAUCGGCGAGAUCUACGAGGCCUGCAAGCGCGAGAACUACGUGCUCUUCAUCACGGCCGACCACGGCAACGCCGAGGAGAUGAAGUUCCCCGACGGCAAGCCCAAGACAUCGCACACCACCAACAAGGUGCCCUUUGUCAUGGCCAACGCGCCAGCGGGCUGGAGCCUGCGUACCGACGUCGAGGGCGUGCUGGGCGACGUGGCCCCGACGGUGCUGGCAGCCAUGGGGCUGUCGCAGCCCGAAGAGAUGACGGGCAAGAGCCUGCUGGUGAAGGCGUGA
Molecule: messenger RNA, 1569 nt
Organism: Grosmannia clavigera kw1407
Lineage: Eukaryota; Fungi; Ascomycota; Sordariomycetes; Ophiostomatales; Ophiostomataceae
Product: phosphoglycerate mutase, 2,3-bisphosphoglycerate-independent
Exons: 3
Coding region: 1-1569 (522 amino acids)
Biological process (GO): glucose catabolic process
Cellular component (GO): cytoplasm
Molecular function (GO): manganese ion binding
Source: RefSeq, a predicted model, not a curated record